Messenger RNA from Betta splendens (Siamese fighting fish), 3611 nucleotides. RefSeq names its product GRAM domain-containing protein 4-like. The transcript has 19 exons. Gene Ontology annotation, biological process: negative regulation of toll-like receptor 9 signaling pathway; apoptotic process. NCBI's taxonomy places the organism in Eukaryota, Metazoa, Chordata, Actinopteri, Anabantiformes, Osphronemidae. The record is from RefSeq and is a predicted model, not a curated record. Bases 323 to 2092 code for a protein of 589 amino acids.
GUGAGACACGGCGAUCCGGAUUCAGCCCGACAAACACACACUGGACCAACAGUCUGGUGCCAGUCUGGGAGCCUGGAGUGGACCGGUUCUGGGAAGGACCGGGUCCAGUUUGGAGCUCAGGAAACAGCGAAGGAAGGAAAGUUCGAGAGUCGAGACUUCUGCUCUGCCCCAUCCCUCCCCUCCCACCUUCCUUAGCCCGCUUUUCGGAAGGUGGUGGUUCAGGUGUGUCCCAUCCGGACCCGGCACCGGGUUCCUGUAGAUCCACUUCGAGGCCUGCAGGUAAAGCUCGGUCACUGGUCAUGUUCACCUAGAGCCCAGCACCAUGGCGUCCACCAUGCGCAGGCGUCUGGACAAAAUCCGGUUCCGAGGCCAGGUCCCGAGACGCGACGAGUUCCCAGAUCCGCCCGAGUCGCCCAGCACGUCCGACACAGAAUGCCCCGAGGAGGUCGUGAUGAAGGCUCGGCCGCCCGGCAGAGAGCUGGAGGAGCCGCGGGAGGCGGAGGCGGAGCCGGGCGACGCUCAGCCCGGUCCAGGGGCCUUUUCUGCAGCUCUCAACGAUGAUUCGCGAACCGAUCUGAACGAGGUCAAAGGGCAUCUGGAAAUUGCUUUGUUAGAAAAACACUUCUUACAGGAGGAGCUUAGGAAGCUGAGAGAGGAGUCCAACGUGGACUCAGUGAAGCAGGAGCUGGAGAAGGAACGGUGCAGACGCGUCGAGCUGGAGCAGAAGAUCAACGAGGCUCUGAAGUCCAGACUUGAGGACUCGCCUUCACGGACGCCCAAACCGCCGUGUCCUCCUUCACCUGCAGGCAGCGGUCCAGACGGCACUGGCUCCAACAGCUUCCUGAAAUGGAUUUACGAACGUUUUGCCGUUUACGUGGAGGACUUCCGCUUCCAGCCGGAGGAGACGACGGUGGAGACGGAGGAGCCGCUGAGCGCCAGGAGGUUGACUGAAAACAUGAGACGCCUCAAACGAGGAUUCAGGCCUGUGACCAACUUCAUGAGGAACCUGUCGGCUCUGUCCAGCUGGUACUCUGUCUACACGUCAGCCAUCGCUUUCAUUGUCUACAUGUAUGCGGCGUGGAAAGGCUGGGUCAUCCCCAUGUUCCUGUUCCUCGCCAUCCUUCGUCUCUCCUUAAAUUACCUCAUUGCCAAAGGCUGGAGGAUCCAGUGGAGCAUCGUACCUGACGUCUCCGAGCCCCUGGAGCCGCCUAAGGAAGACCUGACGGUGUCGGAGAAGUUCCAGCUGGUUCUGGACGUCGCUCAGAGAGCUCAGAAUCUGUUCGGCAGAAUGGCCAACGUCCUGGAGAAAAUAAAGAAUCUGUUCAUGUGGGUCCGCCCGGAGCUGACUCGGAAGCUGUACGUGGGUCUGUGGGUGGCCUUCAUCUCCUCCUGCCUGCUGCCGUACAAACUGCUGGGAUUUGUGAUCGGCGUGUAUCUAGGAAUAAAGUUUUUCAUCAUCGACUUCAUACUGAAGAGCUGUCCCAAGCUGAGGCUGCGCUUCGACACCCCCUACAUCAUCUGGACCAACCUGCCCACCGACCUGCAGCUGAAGGAGCGCAGCAACCCGGCGCCGAGCCGGCGGGUUCAGGCAGCGGGGAGUCGGGGAAACCUCACGGCUGCCGCUUCUCCGGGUUCGAUGAGGGACGAGGACGGAGGACGCUACUACAGCACCAAGAGAGGAGCUUUCCACGAAGUCUUCAACCUGCCGGAGAGUGAGCGCCCCCUGGCAGAGUGUGUGAACGGCUGGCGCUGCUGUCUCAUCAACAGAGACAAGAAGACGCCCUCGGACUACCUUCGCCACGGCGUCCUGUACGUCACGGAGAAUCAUCUGUGUUUCGAGAGCUCCAGCUCCAGGUCUGGGUCCACGAAGAGGAACAAGGUGAUCAAGCUGCUGGACGUCAAGGACAUCCAGAAGUACAAAGUGUUGUCCGUGCUGCCUGGGUCUGGGAUGGGCAUCUCCAUAGCAACGCCAACCACCCAAAAGCCCAUGGUGUUCGGGGCAAUGAUCCACAGGGACGAGGCCUUCGACGCCAUCUACACUCAGUACAGGAGGAUCCUGGGCGAGGCGGCGGCCGCCCACCCGGAGACAUAGCAGCGCCUCCGCCCCCUCACCAGGACUCCCAACCCUCCUCCAGGCAGGAGCUGCUCCUCUUCAUCAGUCAUUACGGUGGAGUGUCGAACGGUAAAGGAGGCCAUUCACUGGUUUCACCUCAACCAGUCAAUGAGUUCCUAUAAAUAUUUGAACGUUUAAAGGUCCGAUCAAGAGAAACUGAAACACAGAGGAAGUUCCUGAAAAUGUACGACAAUCAGCCGGCACCAAGUUAAACGCUCCUCCUGGAGCCCUGCUCCAAACAGCUCGGAGCCAGCAGCCGCUCACGUCUCCGGUGCAGAUCUGUUCCCCCUGAGUGUUUAGCACUGACUGAGUAUGGAUGAGUUUCGUCUGCCAGUCAAAGCUGUGGGUGCAGUCGUUCUGCUUCCACCAAUGAUGGACACACUGAGCGCUGGUGCCAAACACAAACCCAGCAAACGUCUGAGAGGACGUGUUUUCCAGUAUUAGCUGAAGCAUGUUUAACUCAUUAACUGACAUUAGCGUCUGCAGGGAACUACUACUUUGUGUUGUAUUGCUAGGUAUUACAGGUGAUAUUACUCCAUAUAUAAAUGUUUAUAUUAUAUGAACCUACUCCGUGUUCAGGCUAAAGCUGCUGUAGUUCUGUGUGACGGUGCGUUUUACUUCAGAGCCCAUAAAAAGCUUUACCACAACAUAUUAGGUGUUACUUUAAAUUUCCUAUAGAGCAUUUACUUUCCCGGUUCCUCUGAAUCAUUUAAACGUGUUUGACAGCAUGUAUUACCCAUAAUAGUCUUCUUCAUUAUAACCGUGGGCACUGGGAAACGGUGCCUCUGUUUUAACCUCUGUUAAUUCAACUGUGGGUUCUGGACGCUUUGGCUCAGUUCUACACCUGAGAUCAUCAUGAAAUAGUCCACAUUAUUUUUCAUUUGCGGAACAGUGUAACAUUCAGUGUAAAGAAUCAAAUGCGCUUCUUGGGUUUCUAACUUUUUACCAUGCAAAGCUUUGACUGCCAAAUCUUUAGUUUUCUUGGUAAAAUACAUUGUCGCUCUUCAUUCUUUCGCCGCGCUGCCUUGCUCUGCGUUUCAGACGUUGCCUGAUGUUCUUUGCCUCAGAUGCGGCUACAUUCACGCUACAUUCAUGGUUGAUAGCGUCUUCUUUCCAGCUAGUUUUAAACUUUCUCCAUCUCUGAUGUGCCAAUAUCCAUUAAUAUGUGAUACAUCAUGACAAUCAGUCGCACCAAUCUAAAAUAUAAAGACAAAAGGUCGUUUAGUCGUCUUCAUUAAAUGACGUCAACGUAGCCUUGAAUCUGUUUCUUUGUUACUGUCGACCUGUUGACUUUCAAAUUAAAAGGUUUUUAUAAAUGAUUGUACAAAUAGGUACAAAGUUUUACAGUUUUUGUUUAAUUGUAAUGAAUAUUUUUAGUAAUAUUAAAGUGCAUCAUUGGUUAAACAGCCUGGUUUCAUAAAUAGUCAGAUGAUUGUUCAACUUGUCAAACAAUGACGUUGCAUUACAGGCAUCAAUAAAAGUGGGAAUUUAAAACGUU